CUUUAGUUUCACCCACCGCUUUGCCUCAGAAUUUAAGCCCCACAAUCCUUUCUCUGUUCUUCUCAAAUCUUCAAUCUUUUUCAGCUCCCUGAAGAAACCCAGAAUCGGCGAAGCAAAAAAAAUGGCCAGAGCAUUGCUGAUUUUCGCACUCUGCGUGCUCCCAGCUCUCAUCAGUGCAGCUCGUCCCGCCAAGAACCCUUACCAGGUUGUGGGUCGCGUCUACUGUGACACCUGCCGUUGUGGCUAUGAGACCCCCAAGACUACAUCCAUUGCUGGUGCCAAGGUUAAAGUGGAAUGCAGGAACAGGCAAUCCAUGGAGCUUGUAUACAGCAAGGAGGGAAAAACAGAUUCUGAGGGAAAAUACAGUAUUUCUGUGACAGAGGACCAUGAGGAUCAGGUUUGUGAUGCGUUACUCGUGAGCAGCUCCCAGCCUGACUGUGCCAAAUUGUCCAUGGGUCGGGAACGCGCCCGUGUGAUCUUGACAAACUCCAAUGGCAUUGCCUCAACCACACGUUAUGUCAAUGCAAUGCUCUUCGAGAAGGAUGAGGCUGAAGCCGGCUGUGCUGAGGUUCUCAAGCUUUACCAGGAGAAUGAGGAAGAUAUGUAGAGUGUUGGUCGUAGUCUUGCUUGUGCAUCUAAUUUAUCAGUAUUGCUUAGUGUAUGUUCGCUUUUCUUUUAUGAAUUGAUUGAUUGUUACUACAUCUAGAAGACUCAAUACUUCGUUGACGGAUUCUAUUAUAAUUAUAUAUAGCAAUUCAUGUGUUUCAUUUUCCUAAAUAAAUUGCAUUCUUGAUA
Molecule: messenger RNA, 795 nt
Organism: Rubroshorea leprosula
Lineage: Eukaryota; Viridiplantae; Streptophyta; Magnoliopsida; Malvales; Dipterocarpaceae
Source: the annotation of a GenBank genome assembly